This is a messenger RNA of Paramecium tetraurelia, 1290 nucleotides long. RefSeq lists its product as uncharacterized. Gene Ontology annotation, cellular component: endosome. Gene Ontology annotation, molecular function: phosphatidylinositol binding. Lineage: Eukaryota; Ciliophora; Oligohymenophorea; Peniculida; Parameciidae. The transcript is spliced from 5 exons. The record is from RefSeq and is a predicted model, not a curated record.
AUGACGCAAAAAGCUUAAAAAUAUGACCAAACUAAGGAAAAAUUGAAUCAAUAAGAAUAAGAAAAAUAGUCAAUCAAAACGAGUUCGAUUAUACUAUAAUAAUAGUAAACUAGUGAUGCACUCAAAUAAACAAAUGAAAAUUAGACAUCCAUUGUAAUUCAUGUGAGCAAACCCAUGGAAAUUAAAAAAUCGUAAUUCAAAAGUUACAUGGUAUACACUAUUGAAGGAUCAGAUGCUUGGGGAACGUUUAAAACAGAAAGAAGAUUUAAAGAAUUUUAUAAUUUAAGAUUAUCCCUUUAGAAAUUUUGGAUUGGAUUUUAUAUUCCACCUCUUUCAGAAAAAAUAUUAAAUCCAAAUAAGGAUCAAUUAAAAGUUAGGCAUAAAGUAUUAAACUAUUUUGUUAAAAGAAUUUCCUCAAUAUAGUAUUUAUAUUAUUCUGUAUAAUUUGCAAAAAUAUUUUUGAGGCCAAAUGAAACUGAAAUAUGCAAAGUUAUGGAAAGCUUAAAACCAACUGAUUUUCUCUAUUAAAUUUAGGUCAUGAAGUAGGUUUUCCAAAUAACUUCAGAGUAAUAUGAUGAAAAGAGGCUGUAGAUUUAUUUAAAGAAUGUUUAGACGUUCUUAUAAAACUCUAAAUUUCUCUUAUUUAAAUUAUCUAGAAAAAUUUAGGAAAUGAUCAACAGUAGCGCAACAUUAAAAGAAAAGAUCAAUUCUGUUACUGGUGCUGAAUCUGAAUAAUCUGAAAAAUUUGCUAUGUAAGAUAGCAUAGAAGACUAAGAUGGAAAGAUGAAAAAUUAUGAAAUAGGUUUAAAAAUUCAUUCAAAUUUAGAAAAUAUGAUGUUCACUAGAGAUAAGUAAUUAGAAAAGAUCCACGAUUUAAUAAAAACAGAAUAAAUGGAUAUAAAGGCAUUUCUGGAAGGGUUUAAGCUUAGAUUAGAAAUGGUGUAUUAAAAAAAUAAUGACAGAGUUAAAUAGAAAUAAUGGGAAAUUGAAAAAUUAGAUAUUGAGUAUUUGAGUUUAAAUGAUCAAUACUAAAUAAAAUAUAUCUAAGAGAGUUGCAGCAUAGAGAUCAAUAAAUUCAAUCACUUUAACUUAUUCAUGAUGAAUUUAGAGGUAAAAAAAGUAUUUGAGAAAUUUAAAAAUGAUAAACAUUAAUCCUACUUAACAAUCAUCAAGGAUAUAGCUGAUUUGGAGUUAUCAAACUUUUCAAUAAUGAAUCAAACUUGGAGAGGAAUUGAAAACCUUGCAUAAUUAAAAUUAGAUAAAAAAACAAAUUAUUAGAUGUCUCAAUGA